AUGGUAGCUUGCUUGUUUCUCUUGUCCAUUUUCUUCGUUCACCAUGCUGUAGGCCUUAAUGAUCAUUGCAGUACAUCAUCGUGUGGGAUGCAAGGCCCACCUGUCCGAUUUCCGUUCCGAAUCAAAGGCAGGCAACCACUCCACUGUAGCUAUCCUGCAGCUGGGUUUGAUUUAUCUUGCUCGGAGAAGAGCCAUACUGUUCUGGAGCUGCCAAAUUCAUGGAAGCUCUUGGUGCAAGCAAUUGAUUACGAGUCUCAAGUGAUUUAUGCAAGUUAUUUAGAUGGAUUUUGCCUUCCAAGACGGCUUCUUUUUAACUUCAAUCUCUCUGAUAUUUCUCCCUUCUUGUUUAGGGGUGAACUUUACUAUAGUUAUAACUUAUUUAAUUGCUCUUCACAAAAAGAACAUUAUUCUCUCCGGCCAGUCUCUUGCCUAAGUGACCUUCGCUAUCAUAUCUACGCCAUUCUUUCAUAUGCUUCUUUUGAAAACUUAGUCCAGUUGCUGUCUUGCUCCAAGCUACAUAACAUUUCAAUAGUUGCAGAAUAUAGUCUCUAUUCUCCGGAAAGUUUUCUUCCUUUGAAAUGGUACUAUCCAGAUUGUACUUAUUGUGAAGAAGAAGGCAAGUACUGCAGAUUGAAGAGCAAUGCCACUGGAUCUGAAACAGAAUGCUACGGCAUAAUCAAACCAACUAUAGGGUCCGCAAAAAAGUUCAUGGCAACAGGGACAGUCCUGGGUUCAAUUUUUCUUGUAGUAGCAGCCAUUCUAUUCUACCGCAGACAUAGAUUCAACAGAAUAGAAAGAGAAUAUCAGUCCAAGAUUGAGAAAUUUUUGGAUGACUACAAAUCUUUCAAGCCUGCUAGAUAUUCCUAUGCCGUUAUUAAGAGGAUGACAAACCAAUUCAAGGAUGAAUUGGGCCAAGGAGCUUACGGAACUGUGUUCAGAGGGAAGCUAUCUGAUGAAAUCCUGGUAGCUGUGAAGGUCCUCAACAACUCCAAAGGAAAUGGAGAGGAGUUCGAAGAGGCCAAGGUAGCUUUGAUACCGGUGAAGCUACUGAGAUUGACUUUUUGCUGGAAGAGGGUGUAG
Hevea brasiliensis (rubber tree) is the source of this 1080-nucleotide messenger RNA. RefSeq names its product rust resistance kinase Lr10. The record is from RefSeq and is a predicted model, not a curated record. Gene Ontology annotation, molecular function: ATP binding; polysaccharide binding. NCBI's taxonomy places the organism in Eukaryota, Viridiplantae, Streptophyta, Magnoliopsida, Malpighiales, Euphorbiaceae. Bases 1 to 1080 code for a protein of 359 amino acids. The transcript is spliced from 4 exons.